Messenger RNA from Orbicella faveolata, 1279 nucleotides. RefSeq lists its product as uncharacterized. Lineage: Eukaryota; Metazoa; Cnidaria; Anthozoa; Scleractinia; Merulinidae. The record is from RefSeq and is a predicted model, not a curated record.
ACAACAUUAAAUUAUUCAUUGCCACCUACUCGCGACUUCAUUAAGGACUUGAAAAAGAGAUGUUGCGAAAGUGUUCCGCUAAGCGGUAUGACAUUUAGAGCAGUGAUUAUUUACCAAUCUAGCCGGUAAAUAUUGCUUUCGUGUCAAACCAGCCAACAGAUUAUGGACAAAAUUAAGCUGUAAAUCUAAUUUCUGUGUCCAACAAAGGGUUAACAGACCGUGGUGAGGUCUAAUUUAGCCGUCUUUUCACAACGCGAUAAUUCCACCAACAAUGGAACACACAGAUGUCCUGAUCUGCUAAACAAAUACUUAAAAUGCAGCAGCAAACACCGAGAUUACAGCUCAAGUUACUUGAACGAACGCAAACUCGUAAAAUUGCCUAACACUGUUGCGCAAAGCGGCUAAGUUAUACAGGUGCCACUUUCCGCUGGAAAUCUGCUCCCUUCUUAAACAGGUGCCUUGCGAAAGCGCGUCCAGUGUGCAAAGUAUUUCUUUGGCGAAGCAUUUGACACGCUGAAACUUUUAACGAUGAGAGAAACUGUCUACGAAAUUCCACCAAAGGGCCAAGGAAUACCUUAUAAAGAUUGGGCAACAACAGGUAAAGAAGAUAAAGCUUUCUUCCCCUAACUUAACUCUAAAAGCUGGUACAUUUUUUGGAUGCACAUGAAAUGAAAAUGUUUGUCAAUUUGUACUUUACUGUCAUGGCUCGGCCUUACUGUUGUGGUAUUCGUGUUUGCAGUGAAAGAGGCCAGAGCUCGGCAGAUUCCAGUCGGUUUACCUCAAAACUUGAAGAACUACUUCGAGAAUGCUUUGAAGAAACCUCCGAUUUCUAAUAUGUUUGGCGGAGACCUGCCACAGGCACAUGCGCAACGCAAGUCACAUGACGCGAAGACAAGAAAAACUGUGCUUAGUCAUGUGAGCAGGAACAAUCCGCAUCCCACGAUAUUCUUCCCUUUUCAAACUGGCGAUAGGCUUCAGACAUACAUGGUCUGGAUACCAGCUGACAAGGGCUCUAGCUGCUCUCUCCCACCCGUCCCUCGCAAGGCACAAGGCGAGCGGUCCCCUCCUUCGAGAAACAGCCAAUCGAGAAUGAACAGAAACUUUGGGCAGUUCGCGGGUCUUUACCAGACCACUUAUCAGGAAGAAAUUGCACGAACUCCUUUUCUUAGGAGAAAUGUCAAUAUGGGGGAUCACUUUCCAAACUGCAGUAUCAAGAACAGUAACAGAAGCCCCUUACAUCGACUUAAAGUGAUGUGAAUAGCGUCAGGGAAACAGCGCU